AUGGCCUCAACGAGAGCUAUUGUUAAAUCCGUGCUUUCUGGUGAUACAUUAAUUCUUCGUGGAAAACAGGUAGCAAACCAACCCCCUCCAGAAAGGCAAUUGAAUUUUGCGUAUAUCCAAGCUCCAAGAAUAGGAAAUCAAAAAAAGGAAGAUGAGCCCUUUGCAUGGGAAUCUCGUGAAUUUCUUCGUUCUCGUGUAACCGGGAAAGAAGUUACAUUUCGUGUUGAUUAUAUUAUCCCUAAUACUGGUAGAGAAUAUGGAACUGCCUAUGUUGGCAAUGAAAAUCUUGCUCAUUUGAUUGUUGGAGAAGGAUGGGCCAAAGUCAGGGAUGAUGGUCGCAAUAAGGAAAGUAAGGAAGAGAUAGAAAAGCUAAUUAAUCUUGAGAAGUCCGCUCAAGCAGCUAUUAAAGGUUAUACUCGCAAUGUCAACUACACUUUACAAGAAGACCCUAAGGCAUACUUGAACAGAUACAAAGGACAACAAAUUGAUGGUAUCGUCGAACAAGUUCGUGAUGGUUCCAGUCUUCGCGUUCUUUUCAUGCCUCCAUCUCCUGCUCCACAACAAUAUCUCAACAUAAAUAUAUCUGGUAUUAAAGCCCCCGUUGUCCGAAAGGACGUUCCAGAUCAAGAAAAUUUAAUUGAACCUUUCGGUGAAGAAUCUAAAUAUUUUGUAGAAGCAAGAUUGCUACAGAGAAAUGUUAAGGUUAUACUGGAGGAACUCUCUGGAAAUAAUCAAGUAUUUUUCGCUUCAAUCUUACAUCCUGCGGGUAAUAUUGCAGAAGUUUUAGUGGCCUCAGGUUUAGCAAAAGUAGUGGAUUGGAGUAUUGCUUUAGUUACAGAUGGUCCAACAAAAUUACGUGCGGCAGAAAACAAGGCCGGUGGUGAUGAUCAUGAGUUUGAAGGAACGGUAACGCGUAUUAUCUCUGGUGAUACUCUUUGCGUAAAGGUAAAUCGCACUGGUGUUGAAAAGAAAUUACAAUUAUCUAGUAUACGACAGCCUAAGCCAAAGGAUCCUAAGUUGCCAGGAUAUAACUUUGAGGCUAAAGAGUUUCUAAGAAAGGAAUUGAUAGGAAAAACGGUUCGCGUAACCAUUGAUUACCAAAAACCCGCCGUAGAAGGAUAUGAAGCGAGGGAAUGUGCUACUAUUAAACUUGGGGAUUUUAAUCCAGCGGAAAAACUUCUAGAAAAUGGAUUGGCGAAUAUUAUAAGGCACAAAAAAGAUGAUGAUGAUCGCUCGAGCUGUUAUGAUGAACUUUUAGUUGCGGAAAAAAAAGCACAAACGUACGCUAAGGGAGUUCAUAGCACUAAAGAACCACCAUUACAUAGAUUUAAUGAUGCCUCAGAGAGUCCUUCAAAAGCUCGCCAAUUCCUUUAUUCUUUACAAAAAUCUGGCCGUAUAUCUUGUGUUGUUGACUAUGUUUCUAAUGGAUCAAGAUUCAAAAUUUAUAAUCCUAAUCCUAAAGGAAGUUAUAAAAUGACUUUUAUCAUUGGUGGAAUUCGCGUACCCAGAUUGGGUAAAUCUUCCACUGAAAAACCGGAACCAUUUGCUGCUGAAGCACUUGAAUUUGCAAAUCGUAAAUUAUUACAACGAGAUGUUGAGAUUGAAGUUGAAAAUGUUGAUAAGACAGGAGGUUUCAUUGGUACUCUCUGGAUAAAUAAAACAGAAAAUUAUGCAGCAUCAUUAUUACGAGAAGGAUUUGCGAAAACCCACGGUUCAUGUUCAAGCGAACUUUCAACGGCUGAAAAUGAAGCCAGAGAAGCGAGAAAAAAUAUUUGGUCACUUCAAGAUAUAGGACCUACAGAAGAUAUUAAUUCAUCAGUUAAUGAAAGUGAAACUCAAAAAGAAUAUAUGGAUGUUGUGAUUUCAGAAAUUAUUUCAGGGGGUCAUUUUUAUAUUCAAAUUGUCAAUGAUAACAUUCGCAGUUUAGAAAAGAUGAUGUCAGAAUUUGAACUUUAUCAUAAGACUACCAAGGAUUUGGAAGUUACAAAUCCUAAAACUGGUCAAAUAGUCAGUGCUCAAUUUACUGAUGAUGACCAAUGGUACCGUGCGAAGAUAAAAAAAAUUAUGAAUGAAAAAAAGAGUGCUGAAGUAAUUUAUAUUGAUCAUGGAAAUUCAGAAAUAAUUCCACUUUCCCGAAUUAGACCAAUUCCUGAUAACUUUAAGCAAUUACCCUCGCAGUCACAAGAAGCUGUACUUUCGUUUAUAAAGGUUCCCGAACGUGAGGCCGAUUACGGAGAAGAAUCUUACGAGAGGUUUAGAGAUAUUGUUAGUAACAAACAACUUGUUGCUAACGUUGAUUAUCGUGAUAAUAAUUUACUUCACGUUACACUCUAUAACCCUUCGCAAGCUCAAUCCCCUGAAGAAUCAAUUAAUCAUGAACUAGUUCAUGAUGGGCUGGCAUUGAUUAACAAAAAGUUACCUUAUAUCAAGCGUUACAAAAGUUUAAUACAAAAAUUCGAAGAGUCUCAAGAACAGGCGAAAAAGUCUAGGUCGGGAAUGUUUGAAUAUGGAGAUGCGACACUUGAUGAUGAUGAAAAUUAUUAA
This is a messenger RNA of Diversispora eburnea, 2544 nucleotides long. The record is from the annotation of a GenBank genome assembly. NCBI's taxonomy places the organism in Eukaryota, Fungi, Glomeromycota, Glomeromycetes, Diversisporales, Diversisporaceae.